Pelobates cultripes (western spadefoot toad) is the source of this 2819-nucleotide messenger RNA. The record is from the annotation of a GenBank genome assembly. NCBI's taxonomy places the organism in Eukaryota, Metazoa, Chordata, Amphibia, Anura, Pelobatidae.
AUGCCUACAAAGGCAAUGCAGGUAGGAUAUAACUUCUAGUUAACAGGGUUGGCCCAAGCAAAUCGACCUUGUAUUAACGGGACACUGUACUUUCACAACUUUAUCUUUUGAAACUGUUAUAGUGCCUGCAGUCCUUUCCCCCAUUCUACCCCACAAAACCCAAUAUUAAAAAAAGAACAAGUUUAUGUAUUCCUUACACUACAGUGUUCCUUUAAUAAACUGAUAGGGAUGUGGUCAUGAUUGCACUAAUAAAAAGAAUCUACUUGCUUGGAAAACUAUCAGCAAUUGCACCAUCUAGUGGUUUCCAAGCAAACUACAAACCAAAGUCUAAAAACAAAAUCUAAACAAAAUAAGAUAAGUAAAAAGCCAAAGAAAAAAGUUACUUGCGCACUAUCCCAAUUCCCUAUGCACAUUUAAAUAACUGGAGUCUUUUUAGCAUAGUGCACUGGCCAUUAAAAUGUAAGCUUGCCUCCCAGGUAAAGGGAAGACCUCUUCGGUGGGUCCUAUACUAAUAAUUCACCUUGCUGUUUUCAGCCAAAAGGCAAAAUAUCUAAUGAAACAGAGAGGGGUAUUUUUCUAAACCUCUACACACUUCUUAACCCUGUACUUAGCACUGUAACAUGGCCUUUAAUUUUGUCUGUUUGUAUUUACUUUUGUAUUACACAUCCAUGUUACAGCGCUGCUUACAAGAUAAAUAUUGCACACUAGUGUAGAAUUCACAAUCCAGAAAUACUAUGUUGCAUACUACACCAUCAAUAGCCAAUAAUGUAAUGUUAAAAUUGCAGAAAAUAAGCACAAUGUCUUUCUUGAACCAUCUGUAUAGAAUACACAUGGUUUAAUAAAGCGAUUGUGAGCAAUAUUCCCAUUUCCCGUCAAUCUAUGUUCUUUCUCCUACAGAUGAAGGUCACAUUGGUCUGCCUUGUCGUGUCCAGCUGGCUGCUAUUAUCUAAUGCAGUGGCUCUGCCCCCCAAUGAUGAAAAGAUCUCCAGUGAUUCCAAGGAUGCAAACCGCGAUAUUAAGGAAAAUGUUCAAAAUGCUGAAGGUAUCUUUCUUCAUAUCAAGUUUGAUGAACAACAGAAAAACAGAGUCACUGUGUUUCCAAUCAAAUACAGGAAUGAUAGAUAAAAAAGAGAGAGAUUGAGAAAUAGACAGAUCGCAGACAGACAGACUUUAGCAAAAUAUAGAUGUUCUUUUUAAGUGAUUCUAGGUCUUCUUUGGCUUUUAUUGUAAGACCCUCUACCUAUAUUGAUGAUUGGAAUAUUUAAUGUGUUUUUUCCCAUUUGGGAAAAUCAUGUGUACCACUCCAUAUUAAAUCACUAUUAUUAGAUCCCAAUAAAAACUCACAUUGAUUUGUCCAUGCGCACUUUAUCAUCAAUAUGUAUUAAAACAUAGCAAAGUUUAAAGUGCACUUUUUAUUGGUAUACUGCUUAUGCACAAAUAAAAGAGUAAGGAAUUCAAACUAUGCUCUAAGCGAUCAGAAUAUCUAACAAUUGUAUAGAUUUUAAAAUAACCAAGUCAAAGACAUUUUCAAAACUGGCUAUUAUGGGUUAAAGGUCUCAGUUCCAUGGUCGAUUCCUGACUACGAUCAAUUUAACAAAUAACCCUGUAAGAUUGGUGACAUCCCAUGGAACACCCUUUUCACAUGAAAUUAAUCUUCCUUUUAAUAAGUGAAAUUAACAAAAACAUGUUUUUCAUGCACAGAUAACCAUCACGAAGAAACAAAAGAGUCCGUUCCUGACUCCACGCACCACAACGUUGAUCUGUCCAUUCUCCCGAAACACAGGGAAGCAGAGAUUGAAACCGUAGAAAAAGUGGCAGCUCCCUGGGACAGCCGUCAGUUCAUUUAUUAUGGCCAUAUCAACCUAAAAUGGGUGACUUGGUCUGGUUCCCUUCCAAAUGGUGCCGUCUCCAUAAAGAAUGAACAUAUGGGGGGGCGCAUAGAUUAUGUGUGUUCCCAGCAGAGCUGCUCUACAGGAUAUUAUUCCCCUAGUGCAGGUUCAUUUUGUUACUAUCCUCGGAAUGGCAAGGAAUACCGCACAUCCUCGUUUAAAAUUUUAGUGAACGAGGAUAAUUUUGAAUUAAUACAGUGGCAAUCUGGGUCUUAUGGGAGUUAUCCCCUAGACAACCCAAUUGGUAGGUGCCCUGGGGUCUAUGUUGGGAAAAACCAAUAUGGAUUAGGAAAAUUCAUUCCCAGUUCUAAAGUUUUCUUUUUACCAUUCAGUGGUUCAGAAUACACGUAUGAUUACUAUGAGGUUCUACACCUGUAUGCAAACUACCAUACACAGUACAUACAAAAUUUAAACUAUAACACCAAUCGAAUCGUAUAUAGUAGUCAACCCAUUCAGGUUUUGACCUCAUCAAAGGUGAUCAACAAUUUCUGCCAAAAAAUGAAAAAAGUAGUCUCUUUGAGUAAAACCACUGUCAAUGACCAGAAGUGGGACAUACAACGCCCCACAAAAGAUGGGGUAACCUCAAAGCUAAUCACACAGGUCCCAUACCUUUCUGGAAAUUCCAUAACAUUUAUGAGCUCAGAGGACAUUGAAUGGAGAGAAGGUGUAUCCCACUCGAAAACCCAGACACACACAAAGUCCAUAGAAAUCUCUGUAGAUCCAAAUCACGAAUGUGACCUGGUUUUGCAGGGAAGAAUCAUGUUGGCGAACAUGCCUUUUAAUGCCGAGCUUAGCCGUUUUUACCAGAAUGGAGAGAAGCGUUCUACCAUCAUUCAGGGAAUGUUUUACAAUGAGCAAACAGAUGAAGUGGCUAUUUUCAAUAAAGGGUGUAGGCGAAUCCCUAAUAGCGCCCCAUGCCCCAAUCCUUAA